Cannabis sativa is the source of this 1266-nucleotide messenger RNA. RefSeq lists its product as uncharacterized. The record is from RefSeq and is a predicted model, not a curated record. Lineage: Eukaryota; Viridiplantae; Streptophyta; Magnoliopsida; Rosales; Cannabaceae. The transcript has a single exon. Bases 1 to 1266 code for a protein of 421 amino acids.
AUGGCUUUGCCUCCUGGACUAACAAUUACUGAUUGUGAUUCUACAGGUACCAAUCUCGUUUGUAAACUACACAAGUCUAUCUACGGGCUUCGCCAAUCUUUAAGACAAUGGUACAAGAAACUCACAGCAGCCUUGUUACAAGAAGGAUUCAUACAAUCAAAAGCUGAUUAUACUCUCUUCACACGAGGAAAGGAUGACAAUUUCAUUGCUCUACUUGUCUAUGUGGAUGACAUUGUCAUCACAGGACCAAACAUUGGCGUGUUACAUCAGCUUCAAGCUACUCUACAUCAGCAAUUUAAGCUUAAAGCCCUCGGACAGCUCAAGUAUUUUCUCGGCUUCGAAAUUGCCCGUGCUUCACAUGGUCUUUUCCUCUCACAAAGACAAUAUACACUGCAACUUCUUGAAGACAAUGGUUAUAUAGGAUGUAAACCAGCAAAAACUCCCAUGGAUCCUAGGACCAAGCUCGAUGAUCAGCAAGGAGAGCCCUUGACAAAUCCAUUUGCAUAUCGACAACUCAUUGGGAAAUUGCUUUACCUCACCUUGUCAAGACCAGACAUUACCUAUGCUGUGAACACCUUAAGUCAAUUCAUGUCAGCCCCAAGAACUCCACAUAUGCAGGCCAUUUCUCACCUGCUCAGAUACUUAAAAGGCAGCCCUGGACAGGGACUGCUAUACCCCAGAAAUUCUUCUCUUCAUCUAAGGGGAUUUUCAGAUUCGGAUUGGGCCUCUUGCCCCAUUACUAGGAGAUCUACCACUGGUUUUUGCAUCUUCUUACGAGAUUGUUUAAUCUCUUGGAAAACAAAGAAACAACCUACUAUUUCUAAAAGUUCUGCUGAAGCAGAAUAUAGGGCACUUGCUGCCACCACCAGUGAACUUACUUGGUUGCAGUAUCUCCUGCAAGACUUUCAUAUUCACCAAGAUGCUCCAGCUUUCAUUUACUGUGACAACCUCUCAGCUACUCACAUUGCAAACAAUCCCACCUUCUAUGAACGCACCAAACAUAUCGAAUUAGAUUGCCAUUUCAUUCGUGAUAAAAUCAACAACUCGACAAUCCGCUUGAUACCUGUCUCAAGCAACCUACAGCUAGCUGAUGCCUUCACAAAGCCUCUGCCUUCAACAACCCUCACUACUCACACCAACAAGAUGUCUGUAUGCGACUUAUACAGUCCACCUUGGGGGGGGGGGAUAUUAAGGACUUCAGUUUAUUUCACUUCAGUCCAUGUAGCUCAGUUUGUUGUUCAGUUAAUAUUGGUUGUUUACAGUUAG